AUGCUGAGGCGGCGCGACGCGGGUGAAGCUGUUGCUGCUGUUGAGGAGGUGACAACGAGGCCCAAGAUCCGCAAGUGGUGCGCGCUCUCGUCGUCGUCCGGCGCGUCGGGGACACUGAGGAGGCUGAGGCUGAGGCGAGGCGUGGUGUCGCUCCACCGGAGGGGAUCAGGCGGCGUCUCUUCGCCGUUGCCGACCAGCUGGAAGAUGUCCGAGUCGUCCUGGAGCCGGGCGUGCCGCGCCGACGGGAUGCACUCGUCGGUGUCCGCCCGGAAGCUCGUCAGCGCUCUCUGGCAGAUGAACGAGGGCGGCUUGCUUGAGGAGGAGGAGGAGGAGGCCCGGAUCGCCAGGGACGCGGCUGCGCGCCGGGGCUCUGCGGCGGCGCACCGGCGCUGCGCGUCGUCCGUGGAGAUCUCCAAGAGGUCAAGAACGAGGAGCAAGGUGGUUUCGGAGGCUGAUCAUGGGCGCCAUUGGCUUUCAGAUAACCUGAGCAAUGCCGGCACAACUGGGGUGCACCCAUGCGCUCAAGACUCUAGCUCCACAUGUUCAGCGGACAGAAUGGCACACCUGCAGGACAUGUACAACAGCCUGACGGCGUGCAAGGAGCUCGUCAGAGUCCUCGGCAACAUCUGGGGGCCGGGAGACCUGAGCCCGUCCACGGCGUCGCUCCUCUCCGCCCUGCGCUCCGAGCUCGACCUGGCGCGCGCCCACGCGCGGCAGCUCGCCAGGGAGCGGAGCCACCGCGGCAGCGAGACGGUGGAGCUCAUGAAGAAGCGACUGGAGGCGGAGGCGCGCGCGUGGAAGAGCAAGCAGCGGGAGAAGGUGGCGGCCACCGUGCGGGUCGUGUGCGACGAGCUCGACGGCGAGCGGCGGUCGAGGCGGAGGGCGGAGCGGGUGAGCGCCAAGCUCGGGAGCGCGCUGGCCGAGGCGGAGCGGGAGCUCGAGCGGGAGCGGAGGUCGAGGGAGCGGCUGGAGAAGGUGUGCGACGAGCUCGUGCGCGGCGGCGGGGUGGAGGAGGAGGCGAGGCGGGAGGCCGAGGAGGCGCAGGCGGAGGUCGACCGGGAGCGGGAGAUGCUGCGGCUCGCCGACGAGCUCCGCGAGGAGCGGGCCCAGAUGAAGCUGCUCGAGGCGCGGCUCCAGUUCGAGGAGAAGAACGCCGUCGUCGAGCAGCUGCGCGGCGAGCUGGAGGCCUUCCUGGAGACCAAGAAGCAGGGCCUCCUGGAAGCGGAAUCACCUGCCGCCGCCGCGGAUGAAGAACGCCAAGCCACUCACGACGAUGAUCGCCAUGGAUUCUUCGAAGCUGAAGAAGGUGCCGAUAGAAUCGCUCGUGUUGAUGCCAGCAAGAGGACGGACGUAGACGACGAUGGAGGAGGAUCCGAUGAUGGUUCAGACGGCAGCGACAUGCACUCCAUCGAGCUGAACAUGGACGGCAGAAGCAAGGACUGUGGCGGCUGGAGCUACAGCACCGCUUCCAAGGAGACGCUUACACCGACGGCCAAGAAGGCGGCGUCUGCGGACAGCAGGGGAACGGGGUGCGCCGAUCCGUGGGCCAGCGACCGGCGGUCGCUGGAGGAAUCGGAAGGAGGCCAACGGUGGGACGACGAGGAAGGGCGCAGCGACGUCGACGAGGAGGACUCCGAGAGGUACCAGGCCAUCAAGAACCUCAGGGAGCAGAUGCUCGCCGGCCAUGGGCUGGGUUCCAUUUUCCUGCCGGGAGCAUACGAAGGAAAUUAUACGGCCUGA
This is a messenger RNA of Triticum turgidum subsp. durum (durum wheat), 1740 nucleotides long. The record is from the annotation of a GenBank genome assembly. NCBI's taxonomy places the organism in Eukaryota, Viridiplantae, Streptophyta, Magnoliopsida, Poales, Poaceae.